GGGGGUGGAGAAGGAGGAGGGGGACUUUAUUAAUCGAUCAGGCUCAUUCGCAACACAUCACGCUAACAGGUUAGCUGCUAGCUGCGCGUUGAAGAAGCGAAGCAGAGAUAAGACGUUCACCACAGAAGAGGAACUUCACUUUCACCAACUUUACCGUUUGCACAAGACGUUUUCUGACACUAACUUCCCCCCCCGGUCCUUUUUGCCGCCUGUCUCUUUCCUUAUCUUGACUCGCCGGUGCAGAAACAGCAGCUCCACUUGGUGACGUCAUGUCUCAGAAGUCGCAGUCAGACGGAGGUCAGAAACACUUCGCCGUGGGUCGGGGGCUCCUGGCCGCCGCAGAGACCUUGAACUUCAGCAUGAAUGAACAGCGAUCCAGCCGGCAGAUGGGGGGCAUGUCCUCGGGGGUGGGGGUGGGUGGUGGUGGUGGCGGCAUGGAGGGCCAGGACGGCAGCUCCCAGAUGUCCCGGCGUGGUGGCGGCAGCAAUCUUGGCAACACCAUGAAGUUGUUUGCCAGUUUGGGGCUGUCGCCCUCCGACCUGGACGCUCUAGCUGAAAUCCCUGAAGAGGACAUCAGUGUGGAGACGCUGCCGCACAUCCUCAGGCAGCUCAAGAGCCGCAAGGGGGACGCGGGAGAGCGGCGAGCGGCAUCCUCCAUGUCCUCUGACGCUGGGUAUCGAGGAGGAAGGGACAGCUGGGACGACAUGCACGGCGGGAGGAUGGGCGGUCCUUCUCUGGGUCAGAGUUCAGCCCGGGCCCAGCCCUCUGCAGACUUUGGGUUCAGUUCCAUGCAGGACGUCUCCCCCAGCCGGGGCUACAGCUUAAAUUAUAGUGGCGGCGGUGGGGGGGGGGGCAGAGACAGGCCGUAUUCUGAGCUUUCCCGCCAAGACUCCUACAGCGGCCUCGGCGUGGGGAUGCAGACCUCCAACUCCGUCUUUAUGCAGAGGAGGAUGGGCUCCCCUUCAAACGGAAAAGUCCAAGACUUCUUGGGAGUCACGCCCUCCAUGUUCCCCCACGUGUGCUCUCUUUGUGACUUUGACGUUCAUUCCAACAUGGAGUGGAAUCAACACGUUAACGGACUUCGACAUGCUGAAAACAGACGACUGCUGCUCGACGUGUAUCCGGAGUGGGAACCUGGGAUGUCCUCGGGCAGAGGCGGGGGUCUUCUGGACGCCCCCAACCUGUCUGCAGGGCUGCUCGGACCUGCCCCCAUGUCUUCAGCUCACACAGCAGGGGGGAUGUCCUCCAGCUGGGGAGGAGGUGGAGGAGCCGGUCUGUCGGGAAAGAACCAGUCGGGACAGAAUAAGCUGAGAAGCAGAGUGGUGGUGGUGAAGUACGACCGGAAGCCUCUCAGCAACAAGACCCUGUUCGCCUUCACCGAGCCGUUCGGCUGCCUGAGGGAGCACCUGGUCCUCAAGAACAAGGCCUUCCUGGAGAUGAACAGUCACGAGGAGGCUCUGGACAUGGUGAACUACUACGAGCGGCAGCCGGCAGCUCUGUACGGCAAACCAAUCACCUUCUACCUGUCCAAGAGGCUGCUGGUCAUCCAGAAAGACGAGCGGUCGACUGACAGGCCGAUGGACCGGCCGAUGGACAGGCCCGUCAGAGAGGUCAAAGGUCACGGCAGCCAGGUGGUGUUCUUCUCCAACCUGCCCAGAGAGGAAGAGAAGAAGAAGGAGCUGCUGACCAUCGCCGGACGCUUCGGCACGGUGGAGAAACACCUCUUCCUAACGGACCAGGCGUUCGUCCAGCUGGGGACCCCCGAGGACGCCGAGAUGCUGGUGAAGUACUACAGCGUGAACCCGCUCACCAUCAGAGGGAGACCCAUCCGCCUCAACAUCUGCACCAAGUACAAGACGCUCACUGUGAACCAGAGACAGGGCGGCUCCGGUGGAGACGGUCGAGGCCAGAGGAGCGGCGGAGCGAACGCCGCCUCCUCCUACGACGCCGGCUCUGGGUCCAGGUCCAAAUCCUCAUCCAGGUCCAGAGAGGAUAGGAGGGAGGAGAACAAACCGAAGCCUGAGGAGAAACCGGCAGCGGCGGAGGAGGAGGAGGAGGAGGUGUCGGGAGUGAUGGAGGGGGAGGACGGAGGGGAGGGGGAGGAGCGGGAGCAGGUAACUGAUGGCGACGCCAAGGGGGAGGAGCCAGAGACGACCGAGUCUGUGAAGGAAACGGUGGAGGACGUCCAAGAGGAGGCGGAGGAGGAGGUUCCUGAUGGUGAUGAUGUCACACCCGGAGGCGUGGGCGGGGCUGAUGUUGAGGCCAAGCAGGGGGCGGAGUCAGAGGGACAAAUGGAACCAACAGAAAGCAAAGAACACGAGAUCAAAGAAGAGCCGAACGCAGAACCGGAACCAGGAGAGAGCUCGGAGCCUCCGGAGGGAGACCUGCCCGAGGACACGCUUGAUCGGGACUUCCUGGAGAACAUGGAGGACUUUGUGACGUUGGACGAACUGGCAGAGGACGAGGACGAAGCAGGCGGAGAGUCCGGCUCCAUCGACAACACGAGGAGGGGGGGCAUGAGGGUGGUCAACGUCGUCGGGUUCAGACGAGGUUACAACUUCGUCAACGAGCUGCUGGGCCUCGCCAAGCCUUUUGGGAAAGUGGUCAAACACCUGGUGCUGGACUUGAGACCUGAGGCGUACCUCCAGUUUGCGGCUGAGGACGAAGCUCGAGCGAUGGCCAAGUUUUACACCAACAGUAACGUGACGGCGUCGGUGUGCGGCCGACCGGUGAGGAUCAGUCACUCCAUGAGCUACCCCACCAUCCAGUGCGGCUCCAGCAAGGUGGUCUACAUCGGUCAGAUCCCCACCAGCAAAUACUCCGACGCCGCCGUCCUGAAGCUGGCCGAGCCGUACGGGAGGGUCAGGAAGUACUUCCUCAACAGGCUGAAGAGAGAGUGUUUCCUUGAGAUGGAGAAAGCCGAGGACGCGGAGAAGAUGGCUGAAGACUGCCGAGUGAAUCCACCCAAGUUCAACGGGAAGCGUCUGACCGUCUACGUCAGCAGGAAGUACAGACAGCUCAAACACGGACAUCAGUGUCCGAGCGCGGCGAAGAGAGACAGCAGCGGCGGCGGCGGCACGUCGCCCAAAUCCUCCAAACAUCCUGAGGAACCUCCGGCCAAGAAGUCCAAGGAGGAGAAGAAACCUGAGGAGGGCGGAGAGGAGGAGGAGAAACUGGAGGAGGAGGAGGAGAAAGACAAAGAAGAGGAGGAGGAGAAAGAGGACGAUGUGAGCGGCGGCGUUGAGGAAGAAAACCCAGCGGAGAAGAUUCCUCCGGUCUCUGACGAGAAGCAGACGAGCUGCCAGGACGAGGUGAAGCAGGACGAGCAGGCGGAGGACAUGGAGACGUCCACCAAUCAGAACGGACAGGCCGAGGCUCCCCCGCCGCCUCAAAGCAAACCCGGCGUGGCGUCUCUGCCGCUGCCCCCCCACGACCCCGACAGCCCCAUCGGUGUGGAACACGUGAAGAUGGGUUACUACUGCCGCGUCUGCUUCCUGUUUUACUCCAACGAAGAGACGGCCAAGAAAACGCACUGCAGCAGCCAGGCGCACUACGACAAGCUGCAGAAAUAUCUGGAGAAGGAGCAGAGCAAAGCGGAGAAGAAGAAAGGCAAGAAGACGGCGGCGUGAAGACUUUAGUUUUAUUGAAUUUCAGUUUGCUGUAAAAAAACUCCGCCGUGGUGACGAGAUCUCAAACUGUUUUUUUUUUUUAAGUCAGUCUCAUGUGUUUAAACGUGUGUUAGCGGUUAGCUAGCUGCUAACACAUUUAGAUCAUUAAGUCGCUUCCUGUCAGCUGGUUUCCUCCUAAUGAUCAAACUAACGAUUAAUCAUUCAGUCCAUGAAAUGUCCAUCAGGCUCUCGGCGUCCUGAUGAUAACUGGAGAUGAAUCGAACCUCAGAGCAGUUCGGCGAGCGUCGGAGUCUGAAGGAAGUCAGUUUCCUUCGGACGUUCAGAAAUUCUCGGCUAGCUUCACUGUUUCUGCUCAAGUCCUGGAACUAUUUGAUGACAGCGUGUCCAUCCGCCCAGUACUUCUGUGCUCCCAGCGGAUGGAUACGCUGUUUGUCAAGAAAUGGUUCCAACGCACCCCCCCAUCCUUUUUUACGUUUGACUGGAUGAAACUAAGGAGGUGGAAUCGGACAUGUGAGCGACCUUUAGGUCUCUGAUCCAUCAAAAGAAUUCUUUUGUUUUAUAAAAUAAAGCAGUUUGCUCAAA
Messenger RNA from Micropterus dolomieu (smallmouth bass), 4211 nucleotides. RefSeq names its product matrin 3-like 1.2 (gene matr3l1.2). Gene Ontology annotation, cellular component: nucleus. Gene Ontology annotation, molecular function: zinc ion binding; RNA binding. Bases 270 to 3629 code for a protein of 1119 amino acids. The transcript has 22 exons. NCBI's taxonomy places the organism in Eukaryota, Metazoa, Chordata, Actinopteri, Centrarchiformes, Centrarchidae. The record is from RefSeq and is a predicted model, not a curated record.